Messenger RNA from Pipistrellus kuhlii (Kuhl's pipistrelle), 6756 nucleotides. It is a transcript of the gene GEMIN5, whose product is annotated as gem nuclear organelle associated protein 5. Bases 97 to 4635 code for a protein of 1512 amino acids. NCBI's taxonomy places the organism in Eukaryota, Metazoa, Chordata, Mammalia, Chiroptera, Vespertilionidae. The transcript is spliced from 28 exons. Gene Ontology annotation, molecular function: protein binding. The record is from RefSeq and is a predicted model, not a curated record.
UCCGGGUUGGCCCCGCCCCCUUCCCGGCUACGGCGUGGGGCUGCAAACGGUUCGUCCCAGUGGCUCCUCUUACCGCUUCCCUUGUGGCUCGCGGUCAUGGGCCAGGAGCCUCGCACGCUGCCGCCCUCCCCCAACUGGUACUGCGCCCGGUGCAGCGAUGCGGUCCCCGGGGGCCUCUUCGGGUUCGCGGCGCGGACCUCCGUCUUCCUCGUCCGCGUGGGCCCCGGCGCUGGCGCGAUCGCUGGGACGCCCCCGUUUCGAGUCAUAGGAGAGCUGGUGGGACACACCGAAAGAGUCUCUGGCUUCACGUUUUCUCAUCAUCCGGGUCAAUACAACCUUUGUGCCACCAGCUCUGAUGAUGGGACUGUGAAAAUCUGGGAUGUAGAGACAAAAGCAGUUGUGACAGAACAUGCACUCCAUCAGCAUACUAUAUCAGCAUUGCAUUGGUCUCCUCGGGUGAAGGACUUAAUAGUAUCUGGAGAUGAGAAAGGAGUGGUGUUUUGUUACUGGCUUAACAGAAAUGACAGCCAGUACCUCUUCAUAGAACCCAGGACAAUUUUCUGCCUUACUUGCUCACUUCAUCAUGAAGACUUAGUAGCCAUUGGCUACAAGGAUGGCAUAGUGGUAAUAAUUGACAUCAGCAAGAAAGGAGAAGUCAUUCACAGGCUUCGGGGCCAUGAUGAUGAGAUCCACUCCAUAGCCUGGUGUCCUGUGCCUGGUGAAGACUGUUUAUCCAUAAGUCAAGAGGAAAAUUCAGAAGAACCUGAACUUCCUAAUGGGAAAGUUGUAGCACAAACUCCAGUAACAAAGGGCUGCUACUUAGCCACUGGAAGCAAAGAUCAGACCAUUCGAAUCUGGAGCUGCUCUCGAGGCCGAGGUGUGAUGACUUUGAAAUUGCCCUUUCUGAAGAGAAGAGGAGGUAUGGACCCAACUAUUAAGGAACGCCUUUGGUUGACACUCCAUUGGCCCAAGGAUCAGCCAACACAGCUGGUAUCCAGCUGUUUUGGAGGUGAAUUGCUGCUAUGGGAUCUCACUCAGUCUUGGAGGCGAAAAUAUACCCUCUUUAGUGCUUCAGCAGAAGGGCAAAAUCAUUCAAGAAUUGUGUUUAAUUUAUGUCCGCUGCAAACUGAGGAUGACAAACAGCUGCUGCUUUCCACAUCAAUGGACAGAGAUGUAAAAUGCUGGGACAUGGCCACCCUGGAGUGUUGCUGGACACUGCCUUCCCUUGGUGGCUUUGCCUACAGUCUGGCUUUCUCUCCUGUGGACACAGGCUGUUUGGCCAUAGGCGUUGGAGACGGCAUGAUCCGUGUAUGGAAUACAAUCUCCAUAAAGAACAACUAUGAUGUGAAGAAUUUCUGGCAGGGUGUCAAGUCCAAGGUUACAGCGCUGUGCUGGCACCCAACCAAGGAAGGCUGCUUAGCUUUUGGAACGGAUGACGGAAAAGUGGGAUUGUAUGACACCUACUCUAACAAACCUCCCCAGAUCUCCAGCACAUACCAUAAGAAGACUGUGUACAGUUUAGCCUGGGGGCCACCAAUACCUUCCCUGUCAGCUGGAGGAGAAGGAGACAGACCCUCCCUCACUUUAUACAGCUGUGGAGGGGAGGGGCUUGUCUUGCAACAUAACCCCUGGAAGCUUAAUGGAGAGGCUUUUGACAUCAACAAACUCAUCAGGGACACCAAUUCAAUCAAAUACAAACUGCCUGUACACACAGAGAUCAGCUGGAAAGCAGAUGGCAAAAUCAUGGCUCUUGGCAAUGAAGACGGAUCAAUAGAAAUAUUUCAGAUUCCCAACUUGAAACUGAUCUGCACCAUCCAGCAGCAUCACAAGCUUGUGAAUACCAUUAGCUGGCAUCAUGAGCAUGGCAGCCAGCCAGAGCUGAGCUAUCUGAUGGCCUCCGGGUCCAACAACGCUGUUAUUUAUGUGCACAACCUGAAGGCGGUCAUAGAGAGCAAUCCUGAAUCUCCAGUGACCAUUACAGAGCCCUACCGGACCCUCUCAGGGCACACUGCCAAGAUUACUAGUCUGGCAUGGAGCCCACACCAUGAUGGAAGGCUGGUGUCUGCUUCCUAUGACGGCACAGCGCAGGUGUGGGAUGCUCUCCAGGAAGAGCCUCUAUGCAACUUCCGAGGACAUCGAGGUCGGCUGCUGUGCGUGGCAUGGUCCCCCUUGGAUCCAGACUGCAUCUACUCGGGAGCAGAUGACUUCUGUGUGUACAAAUGGCUCGUCUCCAUGCAAGAACAUUCCCGGCCUCCCCAAGGCAAGAAAAGUAUUGAAUUAGAGAAAAAAAGGCUCUCUCAACCUAAGCCAAAGCCCAAAAAGAAGAAAAAGGUCACCUCGAGAGUGUCCGUAAAGCAGGAGUUGUAUGAGGGGAAUGAAGAAGAAAGCAUAAGGGAGAGCACGGGGCCUGUUGAGAACGGCAGCGUGUCCGACCAGGAGGGAGAAGAGGAAGCACGGGAGCCAGAGUUACCCUGUAGAGUCGCCUCCAUAGUUUCUAGAGAACCAGUUAUAUGCCCUCCAGUUUCCUUAGGCUUAGAAAAGCCAAAAGUCAUCGUUAAUAAUAAAGUCACUUUACUGAAAAAGGAGCCACCUAAGGACAAGCCAGAAGCCUUAGUAAUGAAGAAGCGAAAAGCCCGUUCCAUGCUUCCACUGAGUACAAGCCUGGACCACAGGUCCAAAGAGGAGCUUCAUCAAGACUGUUUGGUACUAGCAGCUGCAAAACACUUCAAAGCAGAGCUAAAUGAGGAUGUGUCUGCCGAUCUUGAGGAAAGAUUUCACCUGGGACUGUUCACAGACAGGGCUACCCUGUACCGAAUGAUGGAGGUUGAAGGAAAGGGUCACUUGGAAAAUGGCCACCCUGAGUUGUAUCACCAGCUUAUGCUUUGGAAAGGAGACCUAAAAGGUGUUCUCCAGACUGCAGUGGAAAGAGGGGAGCUGACAGACAAUCUCGUGGCUAUGGCGCCAGUGGCUGGCUACCAUGUGUGGCUGUGGGCUGUGGAAGCUUUUGCCAAACAGUUGUGUUUUCAGGAACAGUAUGUCAAGGCUGCCUCUCACCUACUUUCUAUUCACAAAGUGUAUGAAGCUGUGGAGCUGCUCAAGUCACACCAUUUCUACAGGGAGGCUAUUGCAGUUGCCAAGGCCCGCCUGCGCCCUGAGGACCCAAUCCUGAAGGACCUGUACCUCAGCUGGGGAGCCAUCCUAGAAAAAGAUGGCCAUUAUGCUGUCGCUGCUAAAUGCUAUUUAGGGGCCGCUUCCGCUUAUGAUGCAGCCAAAGUUUUGGCCAAAAAGGGGGAUGCAGCAUCACUUAAAACAGCCGCAGAGUUGGCUUCCAUCGCGGGAGAGGAUGAGUUGUCUGCGUCCCUGGCUCUCAGAUGUGCCCAAGAGCUGCUUCUGGCCAGGAACUGGGUGGGAGCCCAGGAAGCCCUGCAGCUCCAUGGAAGUCUGCAGGGCCAAAGACUGGUGUUCUGCCUUCUUGAGCUCCUCUCUAAGCACCAGGAGGAAAGGCAGCUGUCCGAGGGGGAAAGCUCUCCCGCAUCUUACAACACCUGGUCCGCAGGCAUCGCGGGGCCCCUCACGGAGAGGGUGACUGCGGUAUGGAAGAGCGCCUUCGGCCUGGACACCCCCGAGCAGUACCGGGCAGCACUGCAGCAGCUGCAGACUAUCAAGUACCCGUCUGCUACGAAUAACACCCCCUUCAAACAGCUCCUGCUUCACAUCUGCCAUGACCUGACGUUGGCAGUGCUGAGCCAGCAGGUGGCCUCCUGGGACAAGGCUGUGGAAGCUCUGCUCCGGGCAGUGGUCCGGAGCUACGACUCGGGGAACUUCACCGUCAUGCAGGAAGUGCACUCAGCCUUUCUUCCUGAGGGCUGUGAUCACCUAAGAGACAAGCUGGGUGACCAUCAGUCCCCUGCCACACCAGCUUUCAAAAGUUUGGAGGCCUUUUUCAUCUAUGGGCGUCUGUAUGAAUUCUGGUGGUCUCUCUCCAGGCCUUGCCCUGAAUCUAAUGUCUGGGUAAGGGCUGCCCAUAGUCGGACAACCUCUGGUGAACAAAGCCAGCAGUCGGAUGAUGCCAGCUCUGAAGAAACUGACCCCCAAGCUCCUCAGCCAGAGCCAAGGAAGCCUCCAGAACUAGACAUGAGACUCACAGAAGAGAGUAAGCGAAUGCUGAACACUUGUAAGGAGCUUUUGUCAGAAAAGCACGCCAGCUUCCAAAACUCACAGAGAACUGUUGCUGAAGUUCAGGAAACCUUGGCAGAAAUGAUCCGCCGACACCAGAAGAGUCAGUUCUGCAAAUCCACAGCGAAUGGCCCUGAUAAAAAUGACCCCGAACAGGAAGCCGAACAGCCCCUCUCCAGUCCUCAGAGCCUGGGUAAAGAAGAGAAAAAUGAGCCACUUUCUCUACCUGAAUUAACCAAAAGGCUUACGGAGGCGAAUGAGAGAAUAGCUAAGUUUCCUGAGAGUGUGAAGACCUGGCCCUUUCCAGAUGUGCUGGAGUGCUGCCUGGUCCUGCUUCACAUCGGGUCCCAGUGUCCUGAGAGCAUGACCCAGGAAAUGCAGCAACAGGCCCAAGAGCUGCUUCAGAAAUACGGCGGCACUAAAGUUUACCAAAGACACUGCCAGACCUUCUGCACGUGAACUUUCAAGGACCUUUAAAAUAAAUUGCAUCAAAUUCAAAACGUCUGACACCUUUCACCUCUGCCAGGCAUUUGCUCUGAUCCCUAGAUGUUUUUUGCAGUGAUCCAAAUAAUACAAAACGAGGGUCAAGUUUGGAUCAACUCUACCCUUAAAAACAGAAUCUGACUUUGGACUCAGUUGUAGUUCCCUACUAAAGGAUCUUCCAAAGCCAGCAGUAGUUGUUAGAACACCUGCAAGAGUAAUUGUUGGUCAUCUCUAAAGCCUUAUGUAGAUUUCAUCCAAAGAGAAGAAACUUUUGUUCAAAGUGUUAUGUUCUUAUACACAAGCUACCUUUACAAAUGCUUCCCCUGAUCGUAACCACCACCAUUCUUGUUUGAGAUAGAAUUGCUGUAGUUUAUGACCACGGUAUCAUUUUUUUAAUUUUGUUAACUUGGGCUCUCCCCUUCUACUCUACUACUAACUGCUACUUCUACUGAGUGUGAAACAGGCCUUACCCAUCAUGUUGUCUUUAUCCUAGGUCAAAAAUUUGGUUUUAUUGUUACAUAUAAUUGCUUAUUUGAACAAAUCAUUUACUAAAGUGUUAGAAGAACAAAUAAGUAACUCAAGUGAGUCUUAACCCUUCAGUUUUGAUGGUGAGCAAAAUAGCUCGGAAAGAAAUUACUGUUUCAGUUUUUCUUAAUCUUUUUUGGAUCACAGGAGAAUUAGAUUGAAGCCACAGAUGAUCUUCCAAGAAAAAUGCAUAUUCCUUCCUUAUUUUGUAUGUGUAAGUUUUGGAUCAUUGGACUUCAACUUUUGGAUCAUGCAUAAUGGACACAACAUACUAAUUAAUUACAAACUCUUGUUCUUGUAUUUUUUUUAAACUAAUGAGCAUUCUUUUGAAGCCUGUUCUUUUCUUUGGUUAAAUAGUUGGACAAUGUCAGGAACAGAUGUUUCCGUAGUAUCCCAGUUGCUAGAUCAUAAAAAUUAAGACAGUUGGGUGAGGUUGAUGAGGAGCACUCUUUCCCAAUAACUGAACUGAUUCAUGGCUUUUCUGCAAGAAUUUCACUUGCUAAUUCACCACAUGUAUAAUGAGUGGUCCCAGGAAAUAGAGUUAAUACUGGUUUCCAAGUAAGGCCAAAUAAUCAGCGACAAGUGUGAAAUGUUCCACUUACACAGAUGCUCAUUAAAAGCUUCCUUCAAAGUGAAGCGUUCUGGAUGCGAGCCACCUUGUGGAAAAUGGAGGCAAGACCUUGGGGAUACACAAGAUGCUGUUACCAACUGCUAAUAUCCAUUUCUAGCGCCAGGAAUUCAUAGCUAUGAAAGAUCAAACCUGCAUGCCAGUAGUUAAAAAGAAAUCUUUAUUAUACAAAAUUAAAAACAUAAAUAUAUUUACAAGCAUCUUAAAUACCAGCUUAUAAUACUUGACAUUUUUGAAUAAUUUCAAAUUGAGUUUUCUAUAAGCUUUUAAAAUGCAAGACUAUUCAUCCACUUCAGUGAGUUACCAGUUCCAUUUCCACCAUUCCAAAUGGGUUUUUUGGGUUUUCAAAAUUAUCCAUACUGUCAUUUAAAAAAAAAGAUACAGUGUACUUUUUAAAUGACUAGUUUUUUUGGGGGGGGGAAUCACAGUCCUGAGCUUUCUACCCCAGUUGUGGGAUAUUAUUCCACGAGAACAAAUUCCUAUAAAACAAAUUCCUUACUGUCCUGUUUAUAUGCACCACUAAAACUUUGAAGAUUCGCAUUUCUGGUACUCACAUUAAUCCAUCUCCCUAACUUCUCAGGUUUUCGGAAAACAGAGAAGAGAGGUGGCGGAAUACAAAUGCCCAUCUGAAAUCACAACAGACUUAUGAUCCAAAAAUCUGAUCUUAACUAAUUUCCUUCAGGAUCAAAUCUAUGAUUUUGUUACAUGAAAACACAAAGUGACUUCAAAUGGUGCACAUGUCACAGCAAAUUUCAAUGGCACAAUAGAAUAUAAAGACACUUAAGUGGCUAAUUUAAUGUCCACUCUGGUGUUCCUUAUGAAUAAAGAGUAGACAAGUUCAGUAUUUUUUUUUAAGAUAAGUUACCAUUAUCUGGUCUUCAAAUUUCAGCACUGAGCAUGUAAUUCAUUCCCAUGAGGAAAGCAAAUGUCCUCGAGAAGGGUCA